AGUGCAUGUAAAACUUGUAAACAAGUAAAAUGGCCGUCAAGUAAUUUACAGGUAUCAAAAUGGAUUUUCUAUCGACGUUCCUGAUGGUGUGUACCUUGUGUAUAUUUAAUUCUGAAGCAGCGCUAGAAGCAGUGUAUUUACCAUCAACAUGCACCUCACCGCUGUCGUCAUCUUUUACAACAAGCAUGCGUGUACAAUCAAGUAGCGCACUGACGUAUAGUGACAACGUCAACUGCGUCAUCACUGUAUCCGCACCAUCAGGACACAAGGUUCUAGCUUUACCCAGGAGAUUCGAACUAGAGGAACAACGAACUGGGGCAUGCGUGGACUAUUUAAAUUUUUACGACGGAGCUUCUACAGGUUCCAGUAAGAUUAAUGCGCAGCCAUAUUGUGACAGAACAGGGCCGCACAACGUCAGUUCCUCCUCUACGUCGAUGACCUUAGAAUUCGUCACUGACGGCAGUGCUGGAUACAGGGGAUUCGAUAUCAUAUUUGCUGCAGUCACAAAUGCACCGUGUGCCGCAGAUUACUUUGGCUGUACAAAUGGUUUGUGCGUGGACAGAACGUUGCGAUGUGACAGUUUUAAUCAGUGUGGAGACGAAUCGGACGAAACAGCAUGCACAGCGGAAGAGCUUGGUAUUGUUGACGAUGAUUCUGCUCUGAUUUAUGGAUUGGCAUUUGGCCUUGGUUCUGUCGUUGUAAUAAGCAUCAUUGUCGGAGUUCUGGUGUACAGACAUUACAGAUGGAAGAGAUUUUUGAACGAACCUAUACCUAAAGACCACUAUCAAAACGCUUCCAGCAAUUAUCCCGUCACCAAGAAAUAUUACAAGCGAGCCUAUCAGUCUUACACAUACAACAGCAUAGAUUCACAAAUUCCAUCGCGCAUGUCCAACGACUUUGAAACAGAUGACGAUCUUGAUGCCGGAUCACGACCAAUGACACCAUCUUCUUCCGUUUCAAAGAAAAAUAACCUGACGGUUCCAGUAGCAAAAUCAGGAAAAGUUAACCUACGAGCAAAUACGGGAGCUAGCAAUUGCUGAUAUUUUACUUAUUUACAAAUUGCGGCAAUAUUGUCUUUUUCAUGUAUCGUUGAAUUUUAUACGUUUGUAGUUUAUCUGCUUGUAUUGAAAAUACCUUUAAACUUUUAUUAACACAGAGACUGAUUCAUCCUGUGCAAGAGGUGUACACUAACAUAAAAGUAAGGUCGAAUUCCUUCGCGAGUGAAAAAUCUAUGUCUACACUGCGAGUUAUGGAACAUUGUAUAUCAUAUGCAUAAAAUAAUCCUACCACUUCUACAUUACAUUGUUUUAUCACCAGGAUAUUACAUAUUGCUUCUUAAAUCUUUGAAAUUAUUUUCUUUUCGCAGGCGAAAGUUAUUUAUGUAUUUAAUAAAUAUGAAAAUAUUAAA
This is a messenger RNA of Ostrea edulis (European flat oyster), 1408 nucleotides long. Its product is annotated as enteropeptidase-like. Gene Ontology annotation, molecular function: protein binding. Bases 60 to 1040 code for a protein of 326 amino acids. The transcript is spliced from 5 exons. The record is from RefSeq and is a predicted model, not a curated record. NCBI's taxonomy places the organism in Eukaryota, Metazoa, Mollusca, Bivalvia, Ostreida, Ostreidae.